CCCAAGCAGCUCUCUGUCCGAUGGAACAGCGAGACGGCAAGCACGCCGAUAUUUAAAGAAUGGGUAUUUGAAGAUAUCAACGCCUCCCUCCCCUCCGACUCGACUUCCUCCCCCUCUGUAACGCCGCAAGUCAUCCUCAUCGAUGUCCGCGAGCCCGCCGAACUCAAGUCCACCGGGAUCAUUCCCUCCGCGGUCGCUGUCCCGCUCGCCUCGCAGCCCGACGCCCUAUUCCUGACCCCCGAUGAAUUCGAGACUCGGUUCGGCUUCCCCAAGCCCGGUGUGGCGGAGCUAGCCGCGGCCGCGAAACGAGGCGAGCGCGGCCCCGAGCUGGUGUUUUACUGUAAGGCUGGCGUGCGAGCGAAGGCGGCGGCGCAGCUGGCUGCCCAGGCUGGGUAUGAUCCGGAGAGAAUUGGGGUUUACGGGGGGAGUUGGUUAGAUUGGAUGGAGAGAGGAGGGAAGGUGGAGAAAUGGGAGGGGUCGGGGUAU
Molecule: messenger RNA, 486 nt
Organism: Aspergillus ochraceoroseus IBT 24754
Lineage: Eukaryota; Fungi; Ascomycota; Eurotiomycetes; Eurotiales; Aspergillaceae
Exons: 2
Cellular component (GO): mitochondrion
Molecular function (GO): thiosulfate-cyanide sulfurtransferase activity
Source: RefSeq, a predicted model, not a curated record